Molecule: messenger RNA, 447 nt
Organism: Symbiodinium pilosum
Lineage: Eukaryota; Dinophyceae; Suessiales; Symbiodiniaceae
Source: the annotation of a GenBank genome assembly
AUGAGAUUGCGUGAUCUUGAAUGCAGGGGCAAGGGCUUGAGCUUGCUGUGGUUCGGCGUCUCCCCUAUUGGGUGGUGGAAUUCUCUGCACACGGACGUGCAGGACAAUGUCCUGAUUGAGCUGGUUUCGCCAACGAACGUGUAUGUCUUCCCUCGUGAGUUGUUCCUGAAGACGCCUCCCGAUGUCAACAUUACGGGGGAGUAUCACAAGAUCAGGUUAGAGCCAGGACAAGGGGUGGCCAUCCCCAGCAACUUCCUCCACACAGUGGAGCACCUGGAGGAGUUCUUUCUGCACUUGGCCAUGAGAUCCUUGUGGUUCGCAUCGGCAGGGAAGCUCUGGGACAGGCUGGCGAGCUGUCACCGCUGUCGUAUUCAGCUGGAACAUGUACGGGCAGGUACAAAAUUGGCAUGGCAAUGUAUCUUGGUAACAUCUGGCCCAGCCUCAUAG